Mycena citricolor is the source of this 348-nucleotide messenger RNA. The record is from the annotation of a GenBank genome assembly. NCBI's taxonomy places the organism in Eukaryota, Fungi, Basidiomycota, Agaricomycetes, Agaricales, Mycenaceae.
GUGCCGUCAAGUGCUGUGCGUGCCCGGACCUCAAACCCGAAGGCCCCAGCACCCGGCCCGGCCGGACUGAUAUGCCCACGUGAUGACACUGCCCAACACGUGCCGCUUUUGGAUGGGACAAUGGAAGCUUUCCCUGCUAUUGAUUUAGUCACUUUGAAGUGCAUGUGGAAGAUUGCAGGAACUCACCUCUUUGCUUUGCAAGGGAACACUCAAGAAUUGAACAGAGACCAGUACUACAAUAGGAUCCAGAGAGCUUUUUAUCGGCCAGACCUCGGUUCUCAAUCAAGAGGCGCAUGUCACAAGUCGUGGGGCUCAUGAUCAAAGCUCAAGCCGUCUAAUUUCGCUCAG